AUGGGUGUGGAUAUCCCUUUCAACGAGUCCAGAAGUGUCAUGAUGGCGGCACUCGUGAGCUUGGAGGAGUCCCGCGAGGCGGCGGUAGAGAGUGCUAAGGGCGUUGGCAUCGAAGAUAGCUGCCUACCAGUGGACCUUUGUACCGAACCGCACACAUGUGAGAGGCCAUUUCCAUGUCCUGAGUGUGGGAAAUGUUUUGCACACAAAUCAGAUCUUGUUUUUCAUCAGAGAAAUCACACAGGUGAGAAGCCAUUUUCUUGCUCUGAGUGCGCGAAAUGUUAUACUCAGAAAUCACAACUUGUUAGACAUCAGAGAAGUCACACAGGUGAGAAUCCAAUUACUUGCUCUGAGUGUGGGAAAUGUUUUACAUGGAAAUCACAACUUGUUAAACAUCAGAGAAGUCACACAGGUGAGCAGCCGUUUCCAUGUUCUGAGUGUGGGAAAUGUUUUGCACAUAAAUCAUAUCUUAUUAAACAUCAGAGAACUCACACAGGUGAGAAGCCAUUUUCUUGCUCUGAGUGUGGGAAAUGUUUUACACAAAAAUCACAUCUUGUUAGACAUCAGCGAAGUCACACAGGUGAGAAGCCAUUUCCAUGUGCUGAGUGUGGGAAAUGUUUUACACAGAAAUUACAACUUGUUACGCACCAGAGAAGACACACAGGUGAGAAGCCAUUUUAA
This is a messenger RNA of Pseudophryne corroboree (corroboree frog), 678 nucleotides long. RefSeq names its product gastrula zinc finger protein XlCGF71.1-like. The coding region runs from base 1 to 678 and encodes 225 amino acids. NCBI's taxonomy places the organism in Eukaryota, Metazoa, Chordata, Amphibia, Anura, Myobatrachidae. The transcript is spliced from 2 exons. The record is from RefSeq and is a predicted model, not a curated record. Gene Ontology annotation, molecular function: DNA-binding transcription factor activity; RNA polymerase II cis-regulatory region sequence-specific DNA binding. Gene Ontology annotation, biological process: regulation of transcription by RNA polymerase II.